Lactuca virosa is the source of this 699-nucleotide messenger RNA. The record is from the annotation of a GenBank genome assembly. NCBI's taxonomy places the organism in Eukaryota, Viridiplantae, Streptophyta, Magnoliopsida, Asterales, Asteraceae.
AUGUCAUCAGAAGAAGACGAGACCAAGAUUCACCAAGAGCUCUUUAUAUAUACUAGUGCAGAAGAGUUAUUUGCGCAACAUAUGGCUGUUAAAUUAAGAACAACACUUGCACCAGCGAAAUGGUGGAUACAAUAUGGAUCAUCAGCACCAACACUUAAGAAGUUUGCUGUGAAGGUGUUGAGUCUUACUCGUAGUUCAUCAGGGUGUGAGCGUAACUGGAGUGUUUUUGAACAUAUCCAUUCGAAAAAAAGAAACUGUCUUGAACGACAAAAACUAAAUGAUUUAGUUUACAUCAAAUAUAAUCGAGCAUUAAGGAGGAGGUAUGAUAUGCGGGAUAUGAUCGACCCGAUCAUCUUGGAAGACUCGCACAUACAUGACCCGUUUGAGUGGUUGGCGAGUGAUGAUGAUGGUCUCGUGUUUGAGGGUGAUGACUUGAGAUGGGAUGUUAUGGCAGAGGCUAUGGGGGUGGAUGAGCCGGUUCAUCUAACUAGAAGAACAACAACACCAGGUGGGAGGCAAGGGGGGAUGCAAGGGGCUGUUGGGGUUGCCGAGUCAAGCUCACAAGGUAGAGCUAGAGCUAGACAACCCCAUUUAGUAAAUGAACCUGAAGAGGAAAAUGAUGCUGGGGUUUAUAAGGAGUUUGUUGAAAUAGAGGGGGAAGAUGAACUCGUAUUUGAGGAGGAUGAGGAUAAUGAUUAG